Messenger RNA from Oryzias melastigma (Indian medaka), 2919 nucleotides. RefSeq names its product rho GTPase-activating protein 7. Gene Ontology annotation, biological process: regulation of Rho protein signal transduction; signal transduction; actin cytoskeleton organization. Gene Ontology annotation, molecular function: lipid binding; GTPase activator activity; protein binding. The record is from RefSeq and is a predicted model, not a curated record. Lineage: Eukaryota; Metazoa; Chordata; Actinopteri; Beloniformes; Adrianichthyidae.
GGCAGGAGAGGUUGAAGUCAACCAGGAAACAGUAGAUUAAGAUGCAAAAAUAGGGAGGUUCGAUUUUAUUUUGAAAAAUUUACUGUUACUAAAGUGUUUCCUGUUUGGAACUACUGAAGACACGUUUGCUGACACGAUGAGCACACCUGUUUGUGAGGUGAACAGCAGAACCUUGAAAAAUGAGAAUUCAAAUUCAGUUCCUGUCAUGCUGGACCACAGGAGGAGGAGAGUCGGUCUGACCAGCAUCCACCUGAACCCGGACCCUUCAGAGAUUGAAGCCAGAGAGGCCUGUGAUUGGCUGCGCGCCGCUGGAUUCCCGCAGUACGUGCAGUUGUUCAGAGACUGCAGGUUUCCCGUCGACAUCGAGUGGGUGAAGCGGGACCACCCCUUCCUGGAUCAGGACGCUCUGGAUUCGCUGUGCAGAAGGUUGAUCACCUUAAAUAAAUGCUCAGAGAUGAAGCUGGAGCUGAGCAGGAUGAAACGAAGGAGGAACGUCUACCAGGAAGAAGACUUCUGCACCAUCAGCCCAAACUGGACCUACGACCGCCAUGCACGACAGUGGCGCCGCCUCGGCUCCUCCUCAAACGUCUCGGUUCUGUCCGGCAGCCCCGCCCACUCUCUGGACGAGUCUUCGUGUGACGUCAUUGACCUCCAGGACGUCUGCUCCAUCCGCAGCUCCAGCAGCUCCGAGAGCGACGGCCACGACGGACGCCGUCUCAGACUGGCAGGGACCACCCCCGUCACCAUCAGCACGCCCGCCUCAGGCGAUACCAGCAGGAGCUCCUCCCGCUGCUCCUCUGCCUACAAAACGGCGUCCCUGGACACGUCUUUCAGUGGACCUCCUUCUCCUUCCACCGCAAGUCUGGAAGCUGACGGCUGCCUCCAGGAGAAACCCCCCCGGAGGACGGGCACCACCCUGCUGAGGAGGAUGGAGAAGCUGAGGUUGAGAGGAGCAGCCGGCCUGCUGUCUCCAGAGCAGAGCUGUAGGCCGACUGUAGGAGCCAGGCCGGUUCUGAUCCAGGACAAGUUCUGCCGGUCCAGCAGGAUGAGCCAACAGCAGCGCCGGUCCAGCCAGCAGAACCUGCCCCCCCUACCCCCCUCCCCGGGUCUGGAGGUGUUGACGGUCUCCCAGGUGGUCCAGCUGCAGAAGCUGGCGCUGCUGAAGCUCACCGCACUGAUGGACAAACACUCGCCGUCCAGCAGGCAGGGCUGGAGCUGGACCGUUCCCAAACCCCCCAGCGCCAGCCGGCCCGGCGGGCUGAAGGUUCCGCGGGUGUUCGGGGCUCCUCUGCUGCUCAGCCUGCGACAGACGGGGGAGGCGCUCCCCCCCUGCAUCAGCAGAGCCCUGCUGUACCUGAGGAGCGACUGUCUGGACCAGGUGGGACUCUUCCGGAAGUCGGGAGUGAAAUCCCGGAUCCAGCUGCUGAGGGAGCAGGUGGAGUCGGACCCGGAGGGAGUUUCCUUCGAGGGUCAGUCGGCCUUCGACGUGGCCGACCUGGUGAAGCAGUUCUUCAGAGACCUGCCCGAGCCCGUCUUCAGCAGCCGGCUGUGCGAGAGCUUCCUCCACAUCUACCAGUACGUUCCUCAGGACCAGCAGCUGCUGGCGACUCAGGCGGCCGUCCUGCUGCUGCCUGACGAGAACAGAGAGGCCCUCCAGACGCUGCUGCACUUCCUGUGGGAUGUGGUCAGCUGUGUGGACCAGAACCAGAUGACCCCCACCAACAUCGCCGUCUGCUUGGCGCCGUCGCUCUUCCACCUCACGGCCAAGAAGGACAGCAGGUCCGGUCACAGAAAGCACAGUCUGGGCCGCCCGGACCAGCGGGACCUGAGCGAGAACCUGGCAGCCACGCAGGGCCUGGCCUUCAUGAUCACGGAGGUCCAGAGACUCUUCCAGGUCCCAGAGUUCUGGCCCGGUCAGGGUGUCGGUCCUGAGGAGUCCAGAGGAGGUGAGGAGGAGCGAGAAGAGCAGAUGACUCGUCUGAAGCGGAGCACCCAGCGGCUCCUGGAGGAGCUCCGGGAGGAGAACCCGGUCUGGGAGAACCAGCCCGGUCCAGAACCGCUGGAUCUGGCCUUCAGAAAGGGCUGGGGCGACGCCCCCCUGCGGUUGUGGCGCGGCUCCGUGGAGGUCGACGCCCCCCACCGGGACGUGCUGCGGCGCCUGCUGCGGGAGCAGCCGCUGUGGGAGCCCCGCCUCCUUCAGGCCGCCGUCAUCCAGACCCUGUCCGACCACGCUGAUAUCUACCGCUUUCUCCUCCGGGGGCGGAGCCCCCUUCCCCCCCAGGAGCACCUGCUGCUCAGGACCUGGCAGGACGACCCGCUCUGCGGCCCCCUCUACCUGUCGUCUGCGUCCACGGAGCACCCCGAGAUCCAGCCGGGGGGGGUCCGGGUCCACGUCCACACCUGCCUCUACCUGUUGGAGCCCACGGGGGCCAUCAAGACCCGGCUGACCCACCUGUGCCAGACGGACUUCAGGGGGCACUCGCCGGCGUGGGACAGGGAAGUGGGCGGCCAUUGCGUGGCGUCCCGCCUGCUGGCCGUCAGAGAUUCCUUCAGAGCCGAGUUCAAAGAAACCAAGAUCUGAGGAAACCAUCUUUGAGUUGGAAGCUUCCUCUCCAAACAGGAAAUGGGCGUCGAGUGUUCCACCUGCUGCAGCGAUCAGCGCUUCACCCACAGAAAUGAUUCUGUAACAAACAAUCCAUGCAGAGCUGCAGAAGAGUCAGCAUGAAGCUUUGUGGAUCCAGAUCUUCAGGUUUAUCGUUCACCUGCAGGUUUGACUCCAGAAAAUCUAAAAAUAGAUGUUUUAAUGAACUGGUUUGAAUGUAAAUGUUCAGUUUUAUUUAUAAAGAUGAGACUAAACUAAAUCCUGUUGAUGUAAAGAUCAAGGUUGUUUUGUUUAAAUAAAUCUAGAAACUUCCAUGA